Messenger RNA from Sarcophilus harrisii (Tasmanian devil), 5119 nucleotides. RefSeq names its product inositol polyphosphate-5-phosphatase D (gene INPP5D). Lineage: Eukaryota; Metazoa; Chordata; Mammalia; Dasyuromorphia; Dasyuridae. Gene Ontology annotation, biological process: phosphatidylinositol dephosphorylation. The coding region runs from base 388 to 3960 and encodes 1190 amino acids. The record is from RefSeq and is a predicted model, not a curated record. Gene Ontology annotation, molecular function: phosphatase activity. The transcript has 29 exons.
UCCAUGGUAACCGUCCGAGAACCAAGUCAUUUUCAGAGAGGCUCAGGAGGAGGCUCCCUCCACCUCCGGCAGGGCGUGGUCCAAUGUCGGUCCCAAAGUUCAUCAAGGGGACGAGUCCUAUUUUCAUGUUUCCCAGGAAGAACAGGAAGGAAAGUCGAGGCUUGGCUAACAUGGAAGGACUUAAGGCAAGGAUGACUUGCAAAUUUUAAAAAAGAGCGUCUGAAACAGGAAGUCAAGGCAGUGAAGGGAGCCGCAGCCGCACUGAGGACAGUGGACUAAACGUUUCAGGGGCUUCUCCUACCCGUCGCUCAGUGGCUUAUUGCCCGGCGUGGCCUUGGGGUGAGCAGACAGGGCUGGGCCCUGCAGCCACUCUCCUGAAGACCCGAGAUGGUCCACUGCUGGAAUCAUGGGAAUAUCACCCGUUCAAAGGCCGAGGAGCUGCUCUCUAAGACUGGGAAGGAUGGGAGCUUCCUAGUGAGGGCCAGCGAAUCCAUCUCCCGAGCCUACGCUCUCUGUGUCUUGUUUCGGAACUGCGUCUAUACCUACAGGAUUCUGACCAAUGAAGAAGAGAAAUUCACUGUCCAGGCAUCCGAAGGGGUUCCUGUCAGGUUUUUCAUCAGCCUGGACCAGCUCAUAGAAUUCUACAAGAAGGAGAACAUGGGCCUGGUAACCCACCUACAAUACCCUGUCCCCCAAGAAGAGGAGGAGGCUGGAGAUGAGCUGGAGGAAGAAACAGAAUUCUUCAUCUCACCGCCCGAGCUGCCGCCCAGGAACCUUCCCCUAGCACCGGGCUCCAGCGAGGUCAAGGAAGUUGUUCCCCCGGCCGAUAAUUCCCGAGUCAUGGAACAGAGCACGUUAUCGCUGUCUGAGACACUGCUGCAGCGCCUGCAGGGCCUGGACACCAGUGGGCUUCCCGAAGAGCAUCUGAAAGCCAUCCAAGAAUACCUGAGUACUCAGAUUGCCCUGGAUUCUGAAUUUAUGAAGACAGGCUCCAAUAAUCUCCCCAACUUCAAGAAGCUAAUUAUGGUUCUCUGCAAAGAGCUCUACAGUGAAGUUAACAAGACCCUCCCAUCCCUGGAGUCCAUGCAGAAGUUGUUUGAUCAGCAGCUGUCCCCCGGCGCCUUGCCCCGGCCUCAGGUGUGUGCAGAACCGAAUCCAGCCAACGUAAUAGCCAAGCUUAGCCAGCUGACCAAUAUACUGUCCUCUCUUGAAGAUAAGGUAAAGACAUAUGUGGGAGAAGGUCCCGAAUCCACACAUAGGAGAUCACUCAUCCCUCCUGUCACCUUUGAGGUAAAAGCAGAAUCCUUAGGAAUUCCACAAAAAAUGCAGCUUAAAGUUGACGUUGAAUCUGGGAAACUGAUUAUCAAGAAAUCCAAGGAUGGCCCUGAGGACAAGUUCUAUAGCCAUAAGAAAAUUUUACAGCUCAUCAAGUCCCAGAAGUUCCACAACAAGCUCAUCAUCGUGGUGGAAACAGAAAAAGAGAAAACCUUGCGGAAAGAAUAUGUGUUUGCCGACUCCAAGAAGAGGGAGGGGUUCUGCCAGCUUCUCCAGCAGAUGAAGAACAAGCAUUCCGAGCAGCCCGAGCCCGACAUGAUCACCAUCUUCAUUGGGACCUGGAACAUGGGUGAUGCUGCUCCUCCCAAGAAGAUCACGUCCUGGUUCCUCUCCAAGGGGCAGGGGAAGACCCGCGAUGACUCGGCGGAUUACAUUCCCCAUGACAUCUAUGUGAUCGGCACCCAGGAGGACCCCCUGGGCGAUAAAGAGUGGCUGGAGAUCCUGAAGCACUCCCUGCAGGAGAUCACGGAUAUCAGCUUUAAGACAAUAGCCAUCCACACCCUGUGGAACAUCCGCAUCGUGGUGCUGGCCAAGUCGGAACACGAGAACAGGAUCAGCCACAUCUGCACCAACAACGUGAAGACCGGGAUCGCCAAUGCUCUCGGUAAUAAAGGAGCUGUGGGUGUGUCCUUCAUGUUCAACGGAACCUCCUUGGGAUUUGUCAACAGCCACUUAACUUCAGGAAGUGAAAAGAAACUUAGGCGGAAUCAGAACUACAUGAGCAUCCUGCGCUUCUUGGCCCUGGGGGAUAAGAAGCUGAGCCCCUUCAACAUCACUCACCGCUUCACUCACCUCUUCUGGCUGGGAGACCUGAACUACAGACUGGAGCUGCCACCCUCGGAAGCAGAGAACAUCAUUCAGAAGAUCAAGCAGCAGCAGUUCCCAGAGCUGCUGCUUCACGACCAGCUCCUCAUGGAGCGCAAAGAACAGAAGGUCUUCCUGCACUUUGAGGAGGAAGAGAUCACCUUCGCUCCCACCUACCGCUUUGAAAGGAACAACCGAGAAAAGUACGCCUACACUAAGCAGAAAGCCACUGGGAUGAAAUACAAUUUACCAUCUUGGUGUGAUCGUGUGCUCUGGAAAUCCUACCCCCUUGUGCACGUAGUAUGUCAGUCCUAUGGUACCACCAGUGACAUCAUGACAAGUGAUCACAGUCCCGUCUUCGCCACAUUUGAAGUAGGGGUCACCUCACAGUUUGUCUCCAAGAACGGUCCUGGGAACGUGGACUCCCAAGGGCAGAUUGAGUUCCUGAAGUGCUACGCCACCUUGAAGACAAAGUCACAGACAAAAUUCUACCUGGAGUUUCAUUCCAGCUGCCUGGAAAGUUUUGUGAAGAGCCAGGAAGGAGAGAAUGAAGAAGGAGCGGAAGGGGAGCUGGUGGUGAAGUUUCUCGACGACCUCCCCAAGCUGACCCCUAUCAUCUCUGACCCUGAGUACCUGUUGGACCAACACAUCCUCAUCAGCAUCAAGUCAUCAGACAGCGAUGAAUCCUAUGGUGAAGGCUGCAUUGCUCUGAGAUCUGAAGCCACCGAAUCCUUGGUUCCCAUCUACACUGCACUCACUCACCAUGGAGAGAUGAUGGGCCACUUCCGGGGGGAAAUCAAACUGCAGACUUCCCAAGGGAAAAAAAGAGAGAGACUCUAUGACUUUGUGAAGACAGAGCGAGAUGAGGCAGCUGGGCAGAAGUCCCUGAAGAAUCUCACUAACCAGGACCCCACAAAACACUGGGAGUGUCCCCCCAGAGCUCAUUUCAGCGGGGCCAACUUCACAGAGAUCACCAACCCCAAUUACCUCGGGAUGGGACAUUUCGGGCAGCAGGUGCCCCUCCACGGGAAGCCGGUCCUUCCAACUGAGUCGCAAUCCACUGUCUGGAGCUAUGAUCAGCCUCCCAAAGACACCCCCCCGAUUUCCAGCUGGGGAGAGUCUCCCCCAACCCCACCUUCACAGCCCCCGCUGUCUCCCAAAAAGUUCUCCCCCUGCCCGGCAAGCCGAGCUCCUAAUCUCAGGACCCAGGAGCAACUGCCCAGCGACUUGGGGAAGACCGUGGCAGACCCCUCGACUACGGAGGAACAGCCGACGACAAAGCCAGAGAUGUUCGAGAACCCGCUGUAUGGAUCUGUGAGCUCCUUCCCUAAGCCGGCCCCCAGGAAGGAGCAGGAGUCCCCCAAGAUUCUGAGGAAGGAACGACCCGUCUUUGUGGAACCCGGAGCCCCGUCUCCCUCCGUCAUCUUCCUGAAGGCCCCCGAAGGCGAGAGCGGCAAGCUGGCCAGCAAGGCCAUCUCGGCCCCUUUCCUCCCUGUGCCCAGGAUGCGUUCCUUCACGUGUUCUUCCUCCGCCGAAGGGAAGGCCCCGAUGGGAGGGGAAAAGACCCAGGGGAAGCCCAAGCCUCUCACCCCCUCAGAGACCCCGAUCCCAGCCAAGAGGCCAGUCAAGCCCGCCAGGUCCGAAAUGAGCCAGCCGGGGACCCAGGGACAGAUAAACAGGCCUCCUCUGCCCGCCAAGAGUCCGGCCGUGUUACACCUGCAGCACUCCAAAGCCCGGGACUACCGGGAGACCUCGGAGCUCCCGCACCAUGGCAAGUACUGGCCGGAGGAAGGGCCUGUCAGCAGGACGUCUAUGCAGUGAGCGUCACCGGGCAGGGUGAAAGAGAAAGUGGACAAGCCUCCCCCACACUCUCCAAUCUGAUGUUCCCGAUGUCCUUUGCAAGGCUUUUUGUUUUCAAGACAUGAACUAGGCUCCUCAGGGGCCCCUGGAUUGCACUGUUGGUUGCCCGAGUGGAAUUGUUUGUGCUGAAAAAGGAAAGAUCUAGAUGGACCCCGAGACACCCCAGGGAGCCGGCUGCCUCUUGCAAUUCCAAGGGGCCGUUGAUGAUGCUUUAGAACUGGAUCUGGUAGCCAGCCAUCUCCAAAGGAGAGACUAAGGUACAAAUGAGAGAAUGGAUUCUCUCUUGGCAAAGCAGACACCAGGCCUGAGCUUGUACUGGGCAAUGAUUCCCUCGUGGGCAAAGCAUGCUUGGAUAUGACUAGGGCAGGUCAAGCAGCAGAACAAAGAACAAAGCCUUGGGGACCAAACCCGGUGAAGAAUCUUGAUGCUGUCCCUUCCAGAAUGUUUGUUCACAGUCACUGACUUAGGUACAAGGCAGUUUGCCUUUGGGGGUCAUGGAGUCACCAAGUGACCAAAUCAGGUCUUGGGCAGAUGGACUUCUUGUUAAAGCGGGGGACAAGACAGCGUUUAAUUUAGGUUAGCAUGCAAUGCAACGGAUUCAACGUUAACCCCAAGGGACUUCUCUGGGCGGGCUUGGCCGCGGGGGAUGCUAAGGCCCAUCUCAUUUUUCAGAAAUCUUUUCUUAGGUUCAUUAAGCACAAGGAGGUCUGGGAGCUAACUUCUUCCUGUUCUUCCAGAGACAGAGCCUCCGAGGCCUAUUUCAUUACCUACUAGCAUCCACUUCUACUCUGUAACUCAGUUCAGAGGUGGGAGCCUUCCGCGGCGCUUUAGAAUGAACACAUCUUGUUCGGGGUCCCGGACUCUCGCCUCCUAUCUCUGUAACUGUCUCAGGAAUACACGUCUUCUCUCUUUGUGGGCCGAGGGGGUAACUAUUUGGUGACUCCCCCUCCCCGUUGAAUCUUAUUUUAAAUGAAAAAAAAAAUAGCAGUGUUGGAAACCAAGAUUGUGUGCGUGUGCGUGUGUGUGUGUGUGUGUGUGUGUCUGUGUGUCUGUGUGUGCAUUCUGGUAUAUCCAUGGGUCAGUUUUGUAUAGAACUUGUUAAUAAAAUUGGCUUUUCCCA